Molecule: messenger RNA, 5256 nt
Organism: Suillus clintonianus
Lineage: Eukaryota; Fungi; Basidiomycota; Agaricomycetes; Boletales; Suillaceae
Exons: 29
Coding region: 295-5133 (1612 amino acids)
Source: RefSeq, a predicted model, not a curated record
CAAGACCUCUGAGCUCAACUCUUAACAAUUCAGAAUUUGGUGAGCUUCAAGUUGCGCUCCGAGUCGCCGACUAAUACCGUGACAUUGCAUGAUUUGCAUCCCACAUCCUACCGCACUGCCUGUGGGCGAACAUGGCUGAAAUGCACAGCAAUUUAAUAAUACAUGAAUAACUUAGCGCCCUUCCGUCAUAUUAAGUUGUGGGUCUUUGUGUGGCAUAGCUACGCGUGUUGAAUAGUCUCAGUACCCUCCACACUUACUAUCGCAUUUUGACGAACCUCUCGAAGCUGUCCUGGGAUGUGUGAGCCUGAGGUCACGAAAGUAGAAGUCAACCAACGGGACCUUGUUGAUAAAGUCCUCGCCCGUUACCCAGAAGAGUUCACAGUUUUCCGAGAACUGUUGCAGAAUGCGGACGAUGCUGGAGCCAAGAACUUCUCUAUUGAAUUUCAGAGUUUAGCUGGAAAUGAGAGUAAUGGGGCGAAACCUGACCCCAAUUCAGCUAAGGUCUUCAAAUGGAUUGUGAAGAACGACGGCGCCCCAUUUCAAAAGACUGACUGGAAGCGUUUGACGAAAAUUGCCGAAGGCAAUCCAGACGAACGAAAGAUUGGCGCAUUUGGAGUCGGUUUUUUUAGUGUGUUCAGUGUCACUGACAAGCCCGUCGUCAAAUCGAAUGGAGAGAUGGUAUCCAUUUAUUAUGAAGGAGACCAGCUCUUUGUGAAGAAAGAAAAACACAAUCGUGACAGCGACAUUUGGACUGCAAUUGAGGUUGAGCUGAAGCAGGAGUCGACCAUCCCGCGGAUCUUUGAACUCACGCGAUUUCUAGUAACAUCCGUAACGUUCCUGGCUCAUAUUCAAAGUGUUGAGGUCUGGCUGGAUCGCACUAUACUGUCUUGCUUGACAAAAACUCGGAACAACGCCAGUCAGUCAAUUGCCAUUCCCGAGGAUAUGCUCAGAAAAAGCCGGGGUGGAAACAUGUUCGUCGAAACUGUUGAAGUAAUCCCCCAGGAGGUCAACGUCACAUUCUUUGAAGAUGCACUCGUUGGAGGUCCAAAGACACUCAUCACACGAGUAGAACCAGAAGAAGGCGAACGAAAUCCGUCGAAAUCCAAGGGUUUCUUCUCGACGGAGAAAACCCCGAAACUCAAUGGAAAAGCUCCAAAAAUGGCGGCAGCUGCUUCUAAAGCCCCGAGUCUCAAAUCUGGGGCCCAAUUCUCGGCAAAAUUUUCCAUUUACUCUGCAAAUGUUACCGUUUCAGCGAAAUCUUUGGAGAAGGGUUUGGAAUCCGCAACGAAGAAAAAGCCUCCCAAAGAUUUUCCAUUUGAAAUGGUUUUCUUCAGUAAGGACGAGCACGAUAGGCAGACGCAAGAAGAAGAUUCAGGGUUCGGAAGCGUCUUCCGCGGGCCUCAAGGACUUUGUCCGCGAUUGGAAGCAGAACACGCCGCUCGAAUCUUCAUCGGGCAAAGUACGGCUCAAACGACUGGCAUGGCUUGCCACAUGUCUGGCCGUUUUAUUCCAACCGUAGAACGAGGCUCGAUUGAUCUUGCCAAUGGCGCUGUUUCCAAAUGGAACGAGGAGCUCCUUUACGUUGCGGGUUUUCUGGCGAGGAUGGCUUAUGUUUUCGAGAUGAACAAAGUAAGGGAUGCAUGGUCAACGUCGCAGAAGGCAGAUCCGGAGCGACUGGCACUGGCACUGUAUGCGAUCAAGUCCUUUAUCUUCCAUCCCUCCACGCCCGAUCCGAAGGUGUCCCGAAUAAUCAAGGAUGCAUUCUUUGCUUGCUCGACUACAGAUAAAUUCCCGUUCAUUUCUGAUCAAGGGAUUCGGCACACGAAGGACAUCCGUAUACACCAUCCUCACUUCGCUCCCUUCAUGCGUACCCCUGUGCUUCCAGUGGACCAGCGUCCCAUCUUAGCACUCAUGACUCCUCCUGAGCAUCUCUGGGUCGGGACUUACACAUUCAAAGACGUCGUGAAAGAACUGAAUUCGCGAUGUCUGAGUGAGGCGGAGAUGGCUGCCUGCUUGCGUUGGUGGAGCACCUCAUUUGGAAACCAGGGUUCUGUGGAAGAACAGCAGAACAAAUUCCGGAACGAACUGCUCAAAGCGGGCAGAACACAAUCCGGGGGGAAGGAAGUCCGACUCAGCUCCAUUAGCAAAUUUAUUGAUGCACGAAUGCUGAAUGUUCGCCGUGUCGAUGACCCUUUGCCAGACGACACAAUACCCCCAGCGCUUAUCUCAAGCCUAAAUCCCUAUACGAUUACGGACGCUUUCGGGUGGAAAGAGAUGUCAGUCAUACACUGGCUUCGACACCUCAUAGACAAUCCGCCAGAUACAGCACAUAAUAUCACGCUAACGCCCAGUUUCGCGCAACACGUCAUCACCGUCCUCAGUACCCUUUGGCACACUUCACUGGAUGAAGAUGGGCGUUUCGAAGUCCGGGAGAUUUUGGAGGAUAUUGCUUGCAUACCCACAACUAUCUCGCACGUACAUAACAUGAUGCGGCCCAGGGAUGCGUAUUUCCCUGAUGCUGACGUUUUUCGCGACCUUCCCGUCGUUAAACAAGACCUUCUAUUGGAUUACCGCUCGGAGCAGGUGUUGCAAUUUCUGGGGGUGCAGAAACGGUGCGACAUCGAAACAUUCAUCUCAAAGGCAAUGAGCGGUGAAAAAUGGAAUGCCGUAGAAUUGGCGAGAUAUCUUAUUACAUCUGCUAACGAACAUGUGACUCGCGUCAUGGAGAUGAAACUCUUCCCUUGUAAUAGCGGUGAAAGACAUCAUAUCAACGAGCUCUUCGCAUCCACAGAGAUCAACAAGGCGCUCAAAUUGCCUACAAUCAAUUGCGACUACUGGGAUUCAAACACCCAGGAAGCACUAUUCCUCAUUAGAAAAGGUUUACAUGAAUACCCUACAAUAGAACAACUCAUCCCUAUCGCGUCUUACCAUACCGAUCAAACCGCUAGACGUGCUGCGUUCACGUUUUUGUGCGGACCGUAUUAUGAAACAAUUCUUGAAAAACAAUUCGAUCCCUCAAAGUUCUCUGACCCCUUCAUCCCCGGUGUCAGAGACGGGAAACAGUGUCAAAUCCCCCAUGGCGAGGUAUUCUCGGAUCCAAACUGGAAAGUAUUUGGCUUUGGUCAUUUGACCGAUCAGUUCAACAAGAAGCAUAUUGCAAAGCUAAAGAUUCGAGACCGCCCUACCUCUGAAAAGCUACUUCAGGUUCUUGAAUCGACUCCGCCGAAAGACCCAGAAACUGCAAAGAAGUGGUUCAGCUUUCUCGCUGAGAAAGGAGUUUUCUCAGCAGGGGAAUUUGAAAGGAUCGCAGACCUCAAGAUCGUCCCUGUAGAGACAUCUUCCGAGCAGCCACAACCCAGUAACAUCUCUUAUGAGGCAGUGUCGCCUCGUGAGUGCUUCCUGAAGUCGGAAUCAUACACCGGAGACCACUUCUACCAGCGGUUAUUCAAGUUUGUCGACUUUGACCGCAGUGCCAACGCUUUCUUGAAAGCUUGCGGUGUCAAAGAACGCCCUGAAUGUGUCGAUGUCCUCAAAGCUCUCCUGAAAUGUCCAAAAACGUUCCUUAAACUGGCUGGGGACCAUGAGAGAUACUUGACUGAGCUGCGCCUGAUUGCGGUCGGUCACAAGUCCCUUCCUCGAAAGAUCCACGAAGAAAUGCGCAAUGCCCCAAUUUUCUUGGGAUAUCGACGAGGGAAGAGCAAUGCUAGCCGCGACGUGUACGAGGCAGACGAGUUUGAGCUUUGCAGGGCUGAAGAAGUAUUGGUCGCCGACGACAUGGAAAGUCGUCGCACCUUUGGAGAUUCCAUUUUCAUCGCUCCCCAGGAGGAGCUGUUAGAAAAGUUUUACUCGGAAAUGCAUGUCAAGUCGUUGAGCUCUUGCAUCAAGUACACUGUCGAGCCAGAGAAGGAGUUGCUGAACGCACACACUGCCCAGACCCUUCGAAAAUCUAUUAUUGACAAGAUACCUAUUUUCCUCCACGAGUUCGACGAACAUCGCUUUAGAGAUAAAAUGCGCCUGCUACGGUGGCAUGACGAGUGUCAAUUUUUCGUCCGGGCUUGUCGAAAACUUGACGUCACGAAGAGAUUAGAAUUUACACAUGCGACUACUGGACCUCAGGGACAGAAAGCGCACCCUACCGAACUCUCCGCCGAGACCCAAACCAAGGAUGGCGUGAAUGUGCUGUGGAUCAAGGAGCCGAAGGCUGACAGUUAUGACAUCGCGGCAGCAUUGUGUCGUCUGCUGUUCUCUACAUAUAAAAAGAAUGAUGUCCUGUCCCUUAUGACUAUCUUGGACACAGACAUUGAAGUCCUCAAACGCCGUGGUUACGAUGUUGAUAGAAUUCUCUCGGAGUAUCAUGAUAACCUUGAGAAGGCUGAACAUGGAGAAAAUGCUCCCAAUGGGGCACCACCCGCACCCACUCAAGCUCCGCCCCCAACUGAAUUGCCGCCAGACGAACCAUCCAAUCAUAAGCCGGUGGUAUUCAGAAAAUUCACAAAGUUAUUAAAUUGGCUUCGCAAAGACCCCAAGUUGGGCGAGCUCAAGCUCGACGAGAUAGAGGACUCCAUCGAGAAGGUGAAGAAUAUCAUGCAGGAAGAGGGCGGCAAGGACGACAAGCACAUCAGCAAUCGGGAGCAGGUCGGCGGAGGGAAAAAGCAGAAAAAUGUCGGAUACUGUGACGAAAAGAAGGUUGCGGAAACGGAUUUGGAAGAAUGUGAGGGCCAACAUGUCGGGCAGGUCAAGGUCUGGAAACGAAAGGGGACGCUCUUGGACGUUCCCUCAAAGGAACGCGAAGCCUUUGGGAAGAUCGUUAGCGACCUCGCACAAGUUUUUUCAGUCAACCAGACACGAUGCCACGUAUUCUUUCACGGCGAGGACGCAAAUCUGAUGGGUUUCAACCGCAAUGACCAGAUAUUUUUGGGUCUGGAACACUAUAUGCAAAAACACAAAGGUGGACCUGCUGGACAGGCUUACAUCGACUGGUACUAUAUAAUGGCACACGAGAUGGCACAUGUGCAAACCCCAUACCAUGAUGAGCAUCAUGAGCUGUUGUUUCAAGCUCUGGCGACGAAAUAUUUGACUGGGCUCCAUAGUCUGCCAGCUGUGCGAGAAUUGUUCAAGUGCGCAUCUAAUUGAUUGUAUUGCAGUCUUUCUAGUGGGGAUCUCGGAGGAUAAUUUAUUGGACCAUAGUACUAUACCUACGAAUACUCUAUCGAUGCUUUGUACUUGGAUUUCGCUAUAACGCUGACCUCCUGUCCC